UCCGCCCAUGGCCGCCAUUGUGCAAAGUUCCGGACCUUCUGUUUUAAUAUCGCUCCGCAGGUGUGGCGUUGUAUUCUGCGUCCCUGCAGGGUUGCUUCCAGAAUCCUCUGUGUGUUUCCUAAAGCAGCCAAACAUGGACAAACCUCUGGAACUGUUGACAUUCAGGGAUGUGACCAUAGAAUUUUCUCCAGAAGAGUGGGCAUGCCUGGACCCUGCCCAGCAGAAUUUGUAUUGGGACGUGAUGUUAGAGAACUACAGAAAUCUGGUCUCCCUGGGGCUUCCUGUGUCUAAGCCAGACCUCAACACCUGUCUGGAGCAAAGGAAGGAGCCCUGGAAGGUGAAGAGACAUGAAGUAAUAGCAGUACAGCCAGCAACACUUCCAGAAUCCUCUGUGUGUUUCCAAGAGCAAGAAAAAAUGAAUAAAUCUCCAGUUAUGCCCCGUGUAUUUACUGUCUAUAUAAGC
Microcebus murinus (gray mouse lemur) is the source of this 463-nucleotide messenger RNA. The record is from RefSeq and is a predicted model, not a curated record. NCBI's taxonomy places the organism in Eukaryota, Metazoa, Chordata, Mammalia, Primates, Cheirogaleidae.